AUGCCUCCGUCUCUUUGUAACGUCUGCGCAACCCUCAACAUCGAGGCCAUCGCGAGUAAACACGGCUUUGCUCUACAUGAAAACUUGAUCGAUCUCUACAAGUGUGCAGACACAUGUGAGCUGUGCAACCGAGCUGCCAGACGCAUACGUCAAGAAAAUAGCGCACUGGAAAACACUGAUAAGAACCAAGACUCUCUCGCCAAGGCGCAGGCUCGCCUCUUUUACGGACAGCACGUUCACCAUGUACAUCUCCUAAGCGUAGUGGUAUCAGAUGUUGACUCACAAACACCAAGUCGUAGCAAGCCACUCACUUGUCUUUUGAUCAAAACUCAGGCUGGAGAUCCCGCACAGGCGUUCGGCGUGGAUGUGGCAAACCUCGUGCCCGAAAGCAAUUCCAGCGUGAUAUCAACUAUUCGUGCUUUACUAUGGCUGAAGGAGUGUCUUUCUAGCAAGGACUGCUUUGAAGGGUGCUCGCAUUUUGUUAACGACAAGCUUGAAAAGAGCCUGAUUGGUGCAGAUGAACUUGGUCACAGCUCAAACACCUUCUCUCCGUCAGACAAACACGGCGACUCGGUCGAACAAACCCAGUUUCAGCGUGUGCAGCUAUCUGAGAAUAUCAAGCUAUUAUACCAGGAAAGGGCACACAACCAGACCGACGAGACCACCAAGGAAGAAGGCGCCGCGAGACUAGUUGAGAUCCUCGACGAAGAAUCCAGCAUCAAGCUCAAGUUGGUCAACGGCUCGACCGACUGUACACCUUACGUAGCUCUGAGCUACAGAUGGGGUGCUCUCGAAGCCGUCUGGCAGACAACCACCGAAAACCUGGACUCGCGACGGGAGCAAUUCUCCAUCGAUGAGCUCCCAAAAACACUAUCGGACACGGUCCGUGUUACCAAGGACCUUGGCUUCCGAUGGCUUUGGAUCGACAGCCUCUGCAUCGUCCAGAACGAUAGAGACGAUUGGGCCAGAGAAGCUGUCAAGAUGGCUCACGUCUACCAAAACGCCAUUGUCACUAUUGCUGCCGAUUCUAGCCAAGACGCCAAAGCAGGUUUACACAACGACAAGUCAGUCUCUAAGUUGGAUAGAGAUCACAGCGUUCAGAUCACCAACACGCUUUCAACAGGUCAAAAGAGCUCAAUUAUCGUCUUUGGCUUCCGACAGACAAAGGUCGAUAGCCCAGUUACCAAGAUACGUGAUAUGGGCGAUCUCCUAAGUCACUGCUCACUACGAGAUAGAGGGUGGACAAUGCAAGAGCGCAUCUUGUCACCUAGAAUCAUACACUAUGCCUCAGACCAACUUUACUGGGAGUGCUAUCACGGCAUUCAAGAAAGCGAAGAUAAACUCCAUUGGAUGGGCCAGAACUCCAAUAUCACCAAAACAGCGCACAGAGUCAAAUUUGCCAAAGAUGAAGAGACAAAGGCAAGAGAGCUGAGGAAGAUGCUUCACUAUUGGUACGUGCUCUUGGUUGGGGGAGAUUACUCCCACAGGACUUUGACCUACGGCGAUGAUAAACUAGUCGCCAUUGGUGGCGUUGCCAAAGCCUUCAAUGAUAUUGCACCCCUGGGAUACAUGGUUGGCCACUGGGGUGAGACUGAUAAUGACCUGAUCAGGAGUUUCUGCUGGUCACGAGGUAGCCCUGGAAGAAAGUCACCUGAUUAUCGUGCGCCGUCAUGGUCGUGGGCGAGUCAGGAUUCAGCCAUUAACUACGUUUAUUUCGACUUUAUUGGUACUGCCGACGAUAAGAUUGCUGCUGAGCCUGUGGCUUGGGGAGGUCAAACCUUGGACGACAGUGUGUUUGGUCGAUAUCAGAGUGGCUAUUUACAGCUAAAAGCCAAAGUUGCACGCGGUUCAGUAUUUCCAAACUGUGGUCAUGACUUCAAAAAUUAUUCCCAAGCGGGUACUAGUGGUGGCUUCACUGUUGAUCCUCUGAAAGAAAAGUGCGCUUUCUUGAUGCUCGAAGGCGGGGAAACUUCAGAUCUUGUGUGGUUGGAUGAGAGCCAAGCAAGUCAGGAGCCGAUUCGUGAGCCUAUUAGUGUCAGGGUCGUCAUGCUAUCGGAAAUCAGGGAGAAUGGCGUAGAACCUCGACCAGGAGCUUGUUUGGUCUGUACUUUGGACGAGAAUUACCAUUUGACCAGAAUUGGCUUCACAGAGUCCUUUAAGCUGUGGGACGAGAGGAAUGAUGAAAUGGCUCCUCCUGUUAGUGGCUCGCCGAUCUGCGAUACAGAGGCCUUUGAGAUGAUACUUAUUUAA
Molecule: messenger RNA, 2250 nt
Organism: Fusarium sp. VM40
Lineage: Eukaryota; Fungi; Ascomycota; Sordariomycetes; Hypocreales; Nectriaceae
Source: the annotation of a GenBank genome assembly